AUGUUUUCCGAGGACGGGUUUCUGGGUUGUCCCCGAGGAGUAGAAGACCUCCGUAGCCUGAACGACCGACUGAACGCGAAGGUGGUAGACCAGUUGAAUGAGAGCCAAGAGUUGGUGAUGAUCAACAGCUUCGCCAGGGAGACCAAUGAGUACCAGUUUAAAACGAGCUUGCAGGAUAGGAUCGCUGAUAUAGCAUCAUGGCGGUGGGUGUUCGAAGACCUGUCGAAACGACUUGACGAGGCUAUAAGUACCCUUCACUACGAGCACAACGCGUUGAGGGUAGUCAUAGAAAGAAUACAACAAGAGAUCGAUGACCAUUCCCGUGAAGCCAGUAGGCCUGGAGCACUCAACCCCGAUUCUGAUGCUGUAGAGGCGGCAAUCUUGCAGGAGUAUAAUUUCCUCCGAGACGAGAAAAAGAACUUCGAAAAGUUGAUAACCGAGCUGGAAAAGCAAACAAAAGCCCUUGAAAGGACAAAGAAGAGAAUUAAAGAUGACAUUUUGAAGAAAAGAGAAGCUUUGUCAGUAGAGGAAUCGUGUGCCAGCAUGGAUUUAAACUCGCUAAAUAAAAAGGGUGAUAGAAAGAAAAAGAAGAAAAAGUGCUCUACUCUUGAUCGAUGGGAAACCCGCUGCGUAUCUUUAAAGCAAGCUGGUCUCCAAGCCCUCAAUAAUGCAGUGGUCACAAGGCAACAGGUAAGGGGGUCAAGAGUUCACUUGUCAAUAGUUGCUCAAGCAUAUGCCGCAAAGGUGGAUUCAGCUUUGAGAAGAAGACUCCAUGCCAACACUGCCAAACUAGAAGAACUAUGCUGGCAGAGAGAUGAGGCAGUACGAGACAUCAAAUCACUGGAAGAAGAAUUGUACACAGCUGAAAAGAAUUUUCUAGAAACGAUGGAGCAGGAGCGGCUGGUAGAAGCAAGAUUGGCAGACCGCACCCUCAGACCUACGGGAGAGUUAACGAGGGAUGAGGUUGACCGCAAGCUCAGGGAUGAAUUGGCCAGGCUCAGGCAUUUUAUGAAGCACAUGAGGAGUAACAUUGAGAGAAUUACUUCUUUGCAAAACCACCUCGGAAGCGCCAUAUCUCGAAUCGACUGCUGCGCCGAAGACAUAUCCCAGGUCGUGCGCCUGGACCAAGACAGGAUGAGCUGGAGACUCGGGGAGGAACCCAAAUGUGACACAGAGACCAGCACAGCCCCAGCUCAGACUCCACAUAUAAGCCAGUCUACCACCAGCCGGAAAGCGAAUGCGCCGUUGACAGCCAUCAAGGAAGAAGAUGAAGAAGAAUACCCGUUUGAUGAAUGAAAUUAGGAAGGCAGAAAGACGAUUGAAAGAAAAAAGAUUUCGCCAUUUGCAAAACACGUAUGCAUUUGGAAGACUCUAUAUACCUACACUCAUAUUCCUAUUUAACAUACUUUAAUAUGUGUAGUAUUUAGUUAGAAGUGAUAGCAUAUUUUACUGGUAAUAAAACAUACCUACCCAGUAUAGCGAUAGUUAUACUGGGUGUUAGGUAAAUGGGUAUAUGAGCCGACACGAGCCCAUGUUAACAUGGUCAUAUAAAUGGUAGGGUGAAGUCAGAAAAUUGAUAUCUUCAUUUUAAUUAUUUUAUUUUUCAUACAAAUCGGAUUUUAUAAAAAUUAAUUUUGUAUGAAAAUUUAAAAAAAUAAAAUGAUGAUAUCAAAAUUCUGACUUCACCAUACCAUUUAUAUGACCAUGUUAACAUGGGCUAGUGUCGGCUCAUAUACCCAUUUACCUAACAACCUUUAUAAAUUAAAAUGAUAGUUUUAAAUCAAAAUCAUAUUUUUGUCGUAAAAUACCUACUAAUUUAUGCACAGUACUUAGAUUGUUGUGCUAUCAUUUGAAGUAUAUUUUCAGCCUAAUACUAGAUUAUGCUAAGUAGCUAUUUCAACAUAUUAAGUACUAAAAAGAAAAGUCAUAAUGCUUUUGUAAUUUUAUUGAGAACAAAAUUAAAUUAAGUGUUUAACAAUAUCACAAACCAAAGUAAUUAUACAAACUAUAGUAUGAAUGAAUAAAUGUAAAAAUAUGAUAGUAAAGCACUAGAGUUUCAGGCCUGCUAUAUAUUUUAGCAUAGUAUAUUUUUAUACCAUCAUAUUUUUUAUUACAAUCAAUUGUGAUGUUUUACUAACCAUGUAGGUAACUAACAAAUUGAUAUCCAAUUGCCUUAAUUUUUUAUUUAGGUAUUUCAGAUUUACAGGGAUGCUUACCUAAUACAUUUCUAUUGAUAUUACAUAUUAAGUUUUAUAUUUUGUAUAUUAAGGUAUUCAUAAUGAAUAAAUAAAUAUUAUAAAUUACAUAGAUACAUAUUAAUGGUUUUAUUCAAUAUAAUUUGCAUAGUACUCAAGUACAUAAAAAUGAAAUAAAUACAGUAUUUUUAAAUUAUAAUGAAAAAAUAACUGAACACAAUCUGGUGAACAGAGAUUAAUUUUAUAAAUUAAAUAUCUGUUAAAGUUUAAACAAUAAUUGGAUAUUCAAAAGAUGUACAUUGUAAUCAACAAUCAAAUUCAAUAACUUUUUGAGGUUUAAAUAUUAUCAAAAUUAAAAUGUAAGAUACAUUUUCAUUUCAAGCUAACAGCUGUAAAGGCUAGAAGUAU
This is a messenger RNA of Ostrinia nubilalis (European corn borer), 2603 nucleotides long. RefSeq lists its product as uncharacterized. The record is from RefSeq and is a predicted model, not a curated record. The transcript has 7 exons. Gene Ontology annotation, biological process: cilium movement involved in cell motility; cilium assembly. NCBI's taxonomy places the organism in Eukaryota, Metazoa, Arthropoda, Insecta, Lepidoptera, Crambidae. Gene Ontology annotation, cellular component: microtubule cytoskeleton; nucleus. The coding region runs from base 1 to 1296 and encodes 431 amino acids.